AAAGCUACAGACAGCGCACUCGAUAAACCCAGCUAUCAACCACCGACUUUUUGUCCAGGAAAGAAGUAAUACACUUUGGAGUAAUAAACUUUGAAAUAAUAAACUUUGGAGUAAUAACCUUUGAGCUUGAUGGAUAUGUCAGUGUUUUUGCUGUGUCUUUUUGCUAUUGGACUUAAAGAGCAUUUCAUGGUGACAAUGGCAGACCAAUCUUUCUUUGCCCGUGAGGGUGAGGAUGUCAUACUGAACUGCUCUGUAGAUUCACAUGUACCAGUCAGUGAGAUAGAAGAAGUGACCUGGAAAAGGACAGUCAGAGACCAAGACAUCAUUGUCCUGCUUUAUCAAGACAGUGAGAUCUUCCCAGAUGCCUCACAUGAACUUUACCGAGGAAGAGUUGAUUUAUUUUCUUCUGAAAUCCAUAAAGGAAACUUCUCAUUGAAGCUGAUGGAUGUACAGAAGGAGGAUAAAGGAGAGUAUGUUUGUGAGGUGCAUACUAGGAACGUGUCAGCACAUACCAUUGUGGUUCUGCAAAGUGUAGGUCUCCCUGCAGUCUUUAUAGUCAUUUUGGUCUUUUGUUUAAUUGCACUGUUGGUGCCAGUCGGAUUUUGUGGUCCUGUUUUUAACCUUCUUAGAAAAAAAGAUACUACCCAAAAGGCCAUGAAAAUUCACAUGUCUCUGAUCCUCUGUCCAAACAUUUGCAUGUUCAUUGCUUUCUGUUUGUGGUCGACAGAAGGCUUUCUGUCUGAGGUUAUCACUUGUUCAACUGUCAGUAUCAUGAGACCCCUCAUCCUUAUGAAAACCUCUUCCUAUCUUGAAAGGUUACCACAAUUCUUACAAAAAGCAGUGAUGGUGUUGACCUUUCCACUUUACCAGUCAAGUUUAGCACUGGGAGCAUGCUUAUUUUUUUUUGGUACACGGAUACAGACGAAAGCAAUGCCAUUUGAUGCAGCACUAACAGUCUUAGGAGUGGUUUUCAUUAUCAUAGCUGUUGUGUUGGCUAUUUAUGGCCUCCAGGUAUAUCUGAUCGUGUGUCUAGAAGCAAUUAAUUCUGUACUGCUUGCACUCAUUGUCAGGAGCACGGGUAGCCCUUUUGGCCUUGAAUAUGAGAUGUUACUACCAUGUCUAAUCGUGGGGAUAAUGAUAGUUCUCUCUCUACAAAGGCACUUCUUUCUAGGAAAGCCUUUUAAAUGUGUGGAUAUCACUGUGUCAUCCAUAGUUAUGACUAUAUUUAGCCUCUAUGGAAUUAGUUUGUAUAUACUCCUUUCUGUUGCAUUAAAGGAUUUCCGUAGAUGUUGGACAUUUUUAUUUGAGAUUGUAAUAUUUCUACUUGUGUGGUCAGGAAUGAUUUAUCUAUUACGCUGUCACAGAGGGCAAAAACAAGGAUGCUGUCAUCAGUGGAAAAAAAUAGGAUAUUUAUGCUGCAUUGUCAUUGUUGCAGUUCUAAUCACUAUACAUGGCGCAUUGUGCUUUUUUUGUCUAUACCUCAUUAUAGAUGUUAAAGAUCGUGUUGGAUCUUUGGCUCUGACACCACUGCUCCAUGUUUUGGUAGCAACAUGCUUCUGUAAACAUCCUAAAGUUUCACCUGAUUUCCUGCAUAUUGUGAUCUACAUGUUUGGAGCUGUAGGUCUCAGUAUUGUUAAUGCGAUUGCUCUUGCCACUGAACUGAUCCUAAAAGAAGAGGGAGGAGCACAAAAUACAGAUCUACGUCUGAUUGUUCUACCAUUUGAAAUAGUGUUUUUGUUUGCUUGGCUCACUUUACAAGUCUACAAUGCCUGGACAGGAUUCAAAGACAGAGCAAAAAAUGAAUUUGGAAGAAGAUCAGAACCAGAGGUUGCUGAGAUGUCAGAGAUGCAAAUUCUCUCAGACCCUAACCCUGACUGAUCUGAUGUGAUUAGGAAAACAUUCACCUUAAUAUUUUCCCAAAAGUAGUUUUAUUCUUGUCUUGUACAAAGUUUUGUUGUUAUACAGAAGAACUACAUUAUGCAUUAUGUUAUCUUGUAUCUCAGAACUAUUACAAUAAAUGCAUACAGUACAUGCAUAAUAUUUAAUGUUCACAGUUCUGUAAGGAAUUAUGGUGCUUUCUUUAAUAUUUUAAUUCAACUUAGUCCUAAAAGAGAUAAUUCUUACUUGCACUACAAGAAAGCUGAUGUUAUUGAUCAUACAUUUUGGCAAUUAUUUUUUUUAUAAAGAAUAUUGCUGUUUGUCAUUACCAGCUAUUUCUU
This is a messenger RNA of Clarias gariepinus (North African catfish), 2219 nucleotides long. RefSeq lists its product as uncharacterized. The transcript is spliced from 19 exons. The record is from RefSeq and is a predicted model, not a curated record. Gene Ontology annotation, cellular component: external side of plasma membrane. Lineage: Eukaryota; Metazoa; Chordata; Actinopteri; Siluriformes; Clariidae. Gene Ontology annotation, biological process: T cell costimulation; cell surface receptor signaling pathway; negative regulation of T cell proliferation. The coding region runs from base 130 to 1878 and encodes 582 amino acids.